This is a messenger RNA of Lentinula edodes (shiitake mushroom), 414 nucleotides long. RefSeq lists its product as uncharacterized. NCBI's taxonomy places the organism in Eukaryota, Fungi, Basidiomycota, Agaricomycetes, Agaricales, Omphalotaceae. Gene Ontology annotation, molecular function: succinate dehydrogenase activity; electron transfer activity. The record is from RefSeq and is a predicted model, not a curated record. Gene Ontology annotation, biological process: tricarboxylic acid cycle; mitochondrial electron transport, succinate to ubiquinone. The transcript has 6 exons. The coding region runs from base 1 to 414 and encodes 137 amino acids. Gene Ontology annotation, cellular component: membrane.
AUGCUAUCUCCCCAUGCACUUGGAUUGACACCAUCCUUAAGACGGGCCGCUUUUUCUCCAGGCAAGGCUCGACCUUCCAUGCAAAACAAUGUUAUGAAGAACGCCAUUCGUUCCAGUACCUCGCUCAAGCCUGAAGAUGGAACGACGAUUCUGAACAAGCAACGCUUACAGCGCCCAUCAAGACUCGGAUUCUGUGCCGCACAUGUCAUUGAAUUUGUACAUGGCUUGCCUGAUGCGGUCAAGUACACCGGAAAGUUCAACCUGGCUCUUCCUUUUUCUUUUCAUCCGUGGAAUGGGAUCAGACAUAUGCUGUGGGAUUCGGGUAAAUUUUUAACCGUCAAAGGAGUGUACUCUACUGGAUACGCCGUACUUGGAGCUACCACGAUCUCUACACUCGUUCUCAUGUUUCAAUAA